Drosophila subpulchrella is the source of this 2475-nucleotide messenger RNA. Its product is annotated as sodium-independent sulfate anion transporter. NCBI's taxonomy places the organism in Eukaryota, Metazoa, Arthropoda, Insecta, Diptera, Drosophilidae. The transcript has 8 exons. Gene Ontology annotation, cellular component: membrane. Gene Ontology annotation, molecular function: sulfate transmembrane transporter activity. Gene Ontology annotation, biological process: transmembrane transport. The coding region runs from base 643 to 2451 and encodes 602 amino acids. The record is from RefSeq and is a predicted model, not a curated record.
UAGAUAGAUUCCUGCUAUAGACAUUUGAAGUGCUUUAUAGAUAGGUUUUCAAAAUACAACGAAGUUCGUCACGUUUUCUAGGAAAUCUAUUUAUCAAUUAAGACAUCUCUGCCUUUACCUGCAUUAAACAAACCAAGAUUCUUAAUCAAGAUCGACCCAUAAAGAUCCCCGUCCCCAUAGGCCUUUUGAAGUGCCCAUAGAUACUUGUUGAGUUCCCAGAUUACACAAAAAUUUCGGAUCUGGACAAACAGAUACGACGAAGUUCAUCACGACUGGCCCACUUAAUCGCUCUGCAGUCUUCUCGUCUAUCUCUUAUCGUAGUCAGCCGAACACCUUCCCCAAAACUAACCCAACUGUCCGAUGAUAACUGCCUACGCAUUCACAUAUUUCGCACUCUUGCUUUGCAGUAAUAACCCCGCCGACUGACGGUCGCUUGACCAUUCGUCUGCCCACGCUGGAGCGGAUCGGUUCGUUCCCUUUCCCACUGCAGGCAGCCGGCAGGCACAGGCUCAUCCGAAUCUAAAAGUCCAGAAACGCGAAUCUAACAAGUGGCCGCUAAUUAAUCAUCCACAACGUGUAAUUCACGUCGAAACUCCCACCAAGUAUUACCCGACUGUAAAGUGCUGUCCAGAUCUUGUCGGCAUGUGCGAUAGUGAAGAUGAUCUCUACAGGGAGCGCCUGCCAAAUGUCUGUGGUGCAGUGGGCUCCAAGGCCCGGAGCUGCUGCAGCAUGCGCUCUGUCUACAAAUACCUGCCAGUCACCGUUUGGCUGCCCAAAUACCAGUUGAACUUCUUGGCUAUGGAUCUGGUGGCGGGACUCACGGUGGGUCUAACGGCCGUUCCACAGGCCAUAGCCUACGGAGCUGUGGCCAAUCUGCCACCAGCCUACGGACUCUACUCGGCGUUUAUGGGCGGAUUUGUGUAUAUACUGUUAGGAACCUGCAAGGACAUCACAGUUGGACCCACGGCCAUCAUGGCGCUAAUGGUGCGACCCUAUGUAGAUGGCAAUCCAGCGUAUGCGGUGCUCCUGUGCUUCCUGUCCGGCUGCAUCAUCACCAUUAUGGGUUUGCUCAAUCUCGGAGUGCUAAUGCGAUUCAUUUCGGUGCCGGUAACAACGGGUUUCACGAUGGCAGCAGCCUUAACCAUUGCCACGGGACAGGUUAAUAGUCUCUUUGGAAUUAGCAGUAGUGCCAAUGGCUUCCUCGACUGCUGGAUACACUUCUUCGGCCACAUAACGCAAACACGUCGAAAUGAUGCCAUCUUGGGCUGCUGCACACUGAUUUUCCUGCUGCUCAUGAGGCAACUCAAAGACCUGCCUUUUGGCAUCAAGAGCGUGUGGAAGUAUAUUUCCUUGGCUCGCAAUGCUGUGGCCGUGCUAAUUGGAAUCCUGCUGUGCUAUCUCUUGAAAAGUGACGGCAAACUUCCCUUCCUAGUCAGUGGCAGCAUCACUCCUGGUUUGCCGCCCUUCAAGCCACCUCCUUUCCACACGGAAGACUCGGAGACGGGAGAGGUCACCAACUUUGGUGGCAUGGUUUCGAAUAUUGGAUCUGCCCUGGUGUCCAUACCACUGCUGUCCAUAUUGGAGAGCAUAGCUGUGGCCAAGGCCUUCUCCAAGGGCAAGAUAGUGGACGCCUCGCAGGAGAUGAUUGCCUUGGGCGUGAGCAACAUCCUCAGCAGCUUUUUCUCUUCCAUGCCCAUCACUGGAUCCUUUACAAGGACGGCCAUCAACAAUGCCAGUGGAGUGAAGACACCGCUAGGAGGAGCUGUUACCGGCGCAAUUGUCAUCAUGACCCUGGCAUUCCUCACCUCCACAUUUGCCUAUAUUCCCAAGGCGACUCUGGCUGCCAUCAUCAUAGCAGCCAUGUUCUUCAUGGUGGAGUACGAGACCAUUGGGGAGAUUUGGCGGGCAAAAAAGCGUGAUAUGCUGCCUUUUCUGGUCACCGUGCUGACCUGCGUCUUCUGGACCUUGGAGUACGGCAUGGUGGUGGGCAUUGUCUUCAAUGCACUUUUCCUGCUCUACAAGAGCAUGAAGCCGCAGUUUAACUUGGAGACCCAGAAGUUCAAUGGCCUCGAGGUGACCAUGGCCGAUCUCAAGGGCAGCGUGGAUUACGCCGCAGCCGAGUACUUGAAGAUUUCAAUUGUGUCGCACGUGACGGGUAGGAACGACGAGGGAGGUGCCCCCACCACACUGGUGGUCAUUAAGGGGCACGAGAUCGCGUCAAUUGACACGACAGUGGCUUUGAACCUCAAAUCGCUUCGCGAAGAUCUCGCCCUGCUGCAGUGCGACAUGAUCUGCUGGAACUGGAGUAUUCCGGCGGCGGGAGUGAUUUGCCGGAUGGAUAGGAAGCUGCGCAGUAUGUUCAAGUACUCGAAAAGCUUUCCCGACCUAAUGCAAACAAUUGCGGAUGGCGAGGCAGCCGUUUCGUGUAUUGCCGUUGACUUGAGUCAAUAAAGAGAGCUCUUUUGUCUUGUCGUA